Messenger RNA from Hemicordylus capensis (graceful crag lizard), 2044 nucleotides. Its product is annotated as tubulin alpha-1D chain. Gene Ontology annotation, molecular function: GTP binding; structural constituent of cytoskeleton. The record is from RefSeq and is a predicted model, not a curated record. Gene Ontology annotation, cellular component: microtubule; cytoplasm. Gene Ontology annotation, biological process: microtubule cytoskeleton organization; mitotic cell cycle. NCBI's taxonomy places the organism in Eukaryota, Metazoa, Chordata, Lepidosauria, Squamata, Cordylidae. The coding region runs from base 555 to 1913 and encodes 452 amino acids. The transcript has 4 exons.
GAGUCAUUCUUUCAUACUUUCUGCCAGCUUAAUUUGCUCUUCUACUAGCACAAUCACCUGCCCUGCAUUCAUUCUGCCACCAUCUACAUCCUGUGCUCCAGCUUGCUCUAAUAGAACAGUGGCAGGGGUGUGUUGUGUGAGGGGAAGCUCAAAACAAAAUAAGCCUUACAAAAAAAUCCCUUGAAUGUCAGCCUUGCUUUGCCAUGCAGCUUAGCUGAACAUAGUUUCUGUAGCAUUAGCACACAAGAGCCUUCUGGGGAUCUCACCACCCAAACAAACACAUGUACGUCAGGCCCUGGUUAUGGAUUUGUUUGGUGUUACCAGGGGCACCGGGAAGCCUAAUCCUGCUUUCACUGAGUGCUGUGUGUUCAGCCUGGCUGUAACCCAGAAACCUUUCAGAGAAGGCUAACCCCCGUGUCCGUCUCUAACAACAAAGAUCUCUCCUGCAUGGGGAUGGGCUUCAGAAUGCUAUAAAAAGCAGCCAUUCCAAACACCUCCACCUCCAUCCUUCGUCCUCUGAGCUCAUCGCUGCCAGGUCGGAGAACUUUUGCAAGAUGCGUGAGUGCAUUUCUGUCCAUGUUGGCCAGGCUGGUGUGCAGAUUGGCAAUGCAUGCUGGGAGUUGUACUGUCUGGAGCAUGGGAUCCAACCAGAUGGGCAGAUGCCCAGUGACAAAACCAUUGGAGGUGGAGAUGACUCCUUUAAUACCUUCUUCAGUGAAACUGGAGCUGGGAAGCAUGUGCCUAGGGCUGUUUUUGUGGACCUGGAACCCACUGUGAUUGAUGAGGUUCGGACUGGCACCUAUCGCCAACUCUUCCACCCAGAACAGCUGAUCACUGGCAAGGAAGAUGCUGCCAAUAACUAUGCACGUGGCCACUACACCAUUGGCAAAGAGAUCAUUGAUUUGGUGUUGGACAGGAUCCGGAAGCUGGCUGACCAAUGCACAGGGCUCCAGGGAUUCCUCAUCUUUCACAGCUUUGGGGGAGGCACUGGCUCAGGAUUCACCUCCCUGCUGAUGGAACGGCUCUCUGUUGACUAUGGCAAGAAGUCGAAGUUGGAGUUCUCCAUCUACCCAGCACCACAGAUAUCAACAGCUGUAGUGGAGCCCUACAAUUCCAUUCUUACUACACAUACCACCCUCGAGCACUCAGAUUGUGCUUUCAUGGUGGACAAUGAAGCCAUCUAUGAUAUCUGUCGCAGGAACCUGGACAUUGAGCGCCCAACCUACACAAAUCUCAACCGCCUGAUUGGCCAGAUUGUGUCCUCCAUCACUGCGUCCCUGCGCUUUGAUGGGGCUCUCAAUGUAGACCUGACAGAGUUCCAGACCAACCUAGUGCCCUACCCCCGUAUCCACUUCCCUCUAGCCACUUAUGCCCCAGUCAUCUCGGCUGAAAAGGCUUAUCAUGAGCAGCUUUCUGUGGCUGAGAUCACAAAUUCUUGCUUUGAGCCAGCCAACCAGAUGGUGAAAUGUGACCCCCGCCAUGGCAAAUAUAUGGCCUGCUGCCUUUUGUACCGGGGUGAUGUGGUGCCCAAGGAUGUCAAUGCUGCUAUUGCCACCAUUAAAACAAAGCGCACAAUCCAGUUCGUGGACUGGUGCCCCACAGGCUUCAAGGUAGGCAUCAACUACCAGCCCCCCACUGUGGUCCCUGGUGGAGACCUAGCCAAAGUGCAGAGGGCAGUGUGUAUGCUGAGCAACACAACGGCCAUAGCUGAGGCCUGGGCCCGCCUGGAUCACAAGUUUGACCUGAUGUAUGCCAAGCGGGCUUUUGUCCACUGGUAUGUGGGGGAAGGCAUGGAAGAAGGGGAAUUCUCUGAAGCUCGGGAGGACAUGGCUGCCCUGGAGAAGGAUUAUGAAGAGGUGGGGACAGAUAGUAUUGAUGGAGAAGGAGAAGAAGAGGAAGGUGAUGAGUAUUAGUCCAUCCAGUUUUCUGUUGUGUGAUGGGAAACACCGAUUGAGCAGUUGGAAAUUCUCUUCUCCAAAUUCAAUGUCUUUAUUGCAGUCAGCAACCAGUCUUUUGUCUUCCCCAAAUAAAAAUAUUAACUAUG